CAUUGAAACCGACGGUAGAUAGCGAACUCGUUUAUGGUUGGCAAACAAUAAACGUGUCGCGCAUAGUUUCUUUACAAUUCACACAUCUGCUAUAGUGAUUAGCAGUGAAGAUUCCGCUCAGUGUGGAGUGAAAUUGAGGAUUGUGGCACAGCAGAACGGAAUCGCAUAGAACUCAACUAACCUGCACUACUAGUCACAUGCAAGACAGCAACGGCGACACAGAAUGAGUGACACGAAACUGAAUUUUCCCUCCUUCGUAGAAGAAACGGUUAACAAAGUAGCCCUGGAACUAGGCUUCACUCCGGGUCGGUACACGAUCACGUACGAGGCUGGAAGUAGCUGCGAUGGUUUAGUAGGUGAACUACAUCAAGCUGUCAUUACGGAAGAUGCACGAACGGAGAGUCUGUUCUGUAAAAUUCCACCCAUGGAUCCGGUAAGGCGCGAUCAGUUUAAUACGAUGAAACUUUUCCAACGGGAGGUCAUAUUGUAUGGAGAAGUUCUUCCGGCUAUGUACAAAUUUCAACGAGACAGAGGCGUAUCGGAAGCGGAAGGAUUUUUCAAUACACCAAAAUGCUACUCCACUUACUUGGAUCUUGCCAAAGAAGAAUCACUGAUUCUGAUGGAGAAUUUAAGUAUGAAGGAAUUGCGUUCAUGGGAUAAACUAAAAUCGGUAGAUUUCGAUCACGCUCGGGCGCUUAUGAUCCAUCUGGCCCGAUUCCAUGGACUGUCUCUCGCAUUGAAAGAUCAACAACCAGCUGUAUUUGAGAAAAUUAAGCUACCUGAUGUGCUGCUUCCAUCCGUCAGUAACAGCCCGCAGUUAGUGGCAAUGUUUGAAGCAUCACUGGAUAAUGCUAUCUCACUGUUAGGUGCAGAAUACCAUGAAGCGAAAUCGAAAAUGGAAUUCUUAAAAGAUAAUUACUUGUCAAUUGCGGAAUGCUGUUUGGACGGGAAAAACGCAGAGCCGUAUGCCGUGCUGAACCAUGGCGAUUGCUGGGUCAACAACAUCAUGUACGGAUACAAGAAUGCACUACCUCAUGAAUUGGUUCUAAUAGACUGGCAACUUGCCCGGUACGUAUCACCCGCUCUAGACGUACUGUAUUUCUUAUUCUGCUGCACCGACGAGGCAUUCCGGGAGCAACACUUUGACGAAAUGUUACGAAUUUAUCAUUCAUCCAUAAGCCAAAUACUUCACAGAUUAGGAUCCGAUCCCAUCGAACUGUUUCCGUUCUCGGCAUUACAGGAUCAGUUGAAGAGGUUCGGACGGUUUGCCGUCAUCAUGGGUGCAUUUGACAUUCCAAUACUUUGUACCGAACCGGCGGAUAUGCCAGCGCUAGAUGGUGAUCUGUCGGAAGCUUUUGCAUCUUCUCCAGAAGCUCAGCAGCGUUACGCCACUCGAAUGUUGGGUGUCAUUCAUGACGCGAUAAGGUACGGUUAUCUAUAGUUAAUCAAGCGAAAUAAACAUUAUGAUUAUGAA
Malaya genurostris is the source of this 1474-nucleotide messenger RNA. RefSeq lists its product as uncharacterized. The transcript is spliced from 3 exons. The record is from RefSeq and is a predicted model, not a curated record. NCBI's taxonomy places the organism in Eukaryota, Metazoa, Arthropoda, Insecta, Diptera, Culicidae. Bases 224 to 1441 code for a protein of 405 amino acids.